AUGGAGGCAAGUUCCAAAAGAGGAAGAAAAUACAACGAACAAAAAACAAUGCAAUCCAAAUGUUUCUAAAGUCCAAUGAGCUUCAUGUUUGCACAAGUUAGGAUGGUUAAACGAGCAAUAGAGUGUGUAGAGAAACAUGUCAGUAGUAUGAAAGUGCGGUGAGAAGAACCUUAUAUCAGGUGUCGACAAGUGGUGUUUCCCAAUAGAUAGUUAAGUUUCUUUUUUUUUUUUUUACAAUCAAAUAAGCAAAAGAGGGGAGAUACAGAUUAAAUACCCUUCCUUGCUGCAACGACAAGGUUAUGGGCCUCUGCUACUUUACAUCUCUUUACUUUCUUAAUUGAAAAAUAGGUAAAAACCCUAGUGUAAGACUUGAGUUGUUCCACCACUUGCUUUACCUCCCUUUUCGCGUUGCUUCCGUCUUCGUAAGCUCUUACGAGGUCCAAGGAGUCAAGGAGAAUGGUGAUGCUUUUUCCAGCCAGAUUAGGAUUCUUUACAACUUUGAGUGCUGCAAUAGGUUCUACUUGUGUUGGGGAUAUUGCAAAGACCGGUGCUUGGCCUCUAUCAAUUACCAUGAUGCGAUUAUUGCCUAUACUUGUUUAAUGUAAUUUACUAUUUUAUUCAUGUUUUAUCAUGAAGAAAACAUAUAUUUUCUCUUAUCUUUCUUUGUUUUGUUUUUAGUGUCUUUUUUUUUUUUUUUGUUUGUUUGUUUUUUUGGAGAGAGUCCCACUUCAUCAUGAUAAACAAAAUCAUUUACUUAAUGAGUAAUGACAUCUCUAUAAAUAAAUCAACAAAAUUUCUCAAUCAACAUAGCAUUUUCGUAAUUAAUCAUUCACGACACCCACAUUUGUUAACACUCCCUCCGUUUCUUUAAUUACUUAAAACCUAUUUUUUUCACGAAAAUUAAGAAAGUUGGUGGAAAUACACAAGUGCAUGUGGGGUUAGAGAGAAAAGAAAAAAAGUAGUUGAGAAUAAUUGAAGAGAGAGAGAGAGAAAGUGUUAGAAAUUGAAAAAAAAAAUCAUUAUUAGCACAGAGUAUAAAAAAAAUGAUGACAACUCAUUAAAAAGUGGAGAAUAUUCUCAAAUAGUACAACCUUAAAAUAGAAAUAAGUUCUUAAUUUUGAUUUGCCAAAAAAAUAAUACUAUGUCCUUAAUAAAAAAGACGCAGGGAGUAACUUAUUUAUAGAAGUGUCAAUAAAUAAAUACUAAUCAUUCCUAUUUCUAUUUUGGAAUUGCAUGUAAAGACCAUUACGCCCUCACUUUUUUAACUUUUUUUAUCCACCUCUCUCUAACUUUAGUCUGAUUAUAUUUUUCACUUUUAUUAAUGUAUUUUAUUCAUUUUUUCCUCCUAUUUAUUACGAGUAAAUAUCAUGGGAUUGAAGGGAUAAUUUUUAUUAUUAUUUUUUUAAUUUUUACAAUGAAGAUCAACUUCUUUGUGUUAUGGGCUAAAAACAAAAACAAAAUUGUUCUAUUCACUUGAAACAAUCCCCACCACCACAAAACUCCCCACCACCACCAUCCACAAAUCACAACACCACCAGCUCCGCAGCUCGCCACCCCACUUCCCGUGAACAUUCAUUUGGGUCUGUUCAGAAGUUCGCGCAAUUGGGUAAAUCAUAAACAAAAAAUUCCAUGGAAGAAAGUUCUAAUCAAACUGGGAAUUUCCAUCAUUUUGAGAAUUUGUUUUAUGAGGAAGGUGAGAAUGAGGAGGAUGCCGUAGCGGAGGCGGAAGCCGAGGAGGAGGCAGAGGCAGAGGCAGAGGGGUGUGAGGGUCAGAAUACUGUCAUAGAUAUAGAGACUGAUUGUAGGAAUAAUGGGUUUAGUAGUGAAGUUCCUCCACCAUCAGUUGGCAUGGUAUUUCCCACUUGGAAAGAUGUUGAUGUGUAUUAUAAACGAUACGGGAGGCAGGAAGGGUUUCGUGUUGUUCGUUCCUCCGGUGCUUACAAGCAACAAGGAGGACAGACGACAAGAGAGAGGAGGAAUUAUAGUUGGAAGUGUGAGUUUAAUGGCAAGGUUGAUCGUAGGCGGAGGGUCAAUGGUAAAAGGGUUGUUGUAGGGGAGGAUGUUAUUCACUUUGGCUCUAGGAAGUCCAAGAAAUGUGAUUGCCCGGCUAUGAUGUAUGCCACUGUGAGUAAGGAGGGGGAGUGGGAAAUUAAGAAGGCUGUGGUUGAGCAUAAUCACAGUCUAAAACCCUGUCAAGAGGACGACGUGCCAAACCAUGUGGAAAGUAAGCCUUUGAUUGAUCAUGCUUUGGGGGUGAACAUACCCCAAAUGCAUAGUAGCUUGGGUGUUAAUGGGGUGGAGAACAUGACAGGUACACAUAUGGAUUUUUGUAAUGUCAUCGAUAAAGAGAGGAGAUUGAAGUUAAGGGACGGUGAUGCAAAUGCCAUGUUGAAAAUUUUCAGUAUAAUGGCUGCGGAUAACCAGAAUUUUUUUCAUAUGUAUAGGCUUGAUCAAUUUGGUGUGUUGAAGGAUGUUAUGUGGGUUGAUGCACGAAGUAGAGUAGCUUAUGAGGAGUUUGGCGAUGUUGUUUGGUUUGAUUCAACAUAUUUCACCAAUGAGUACGAGUUGCCAUUUGUGACUUUCGUCGGUGUUAAUCAUCAUGGACAAUCUAUAUUGCUUGGUUGUGCAUUGAUAUCUAACGGAAAUGUAGAGACGUUUCAGUGGUUAUUCAGUACAUGGUUAUUAUGUAUGGGUGGGAAAGCCCCUAAUGGUAUCUUGACUGACCAAGAUGUUGAAAUGAGGAAGGCCCUCUCAGUGGUAAUGCCGCAAUCUCGACAUCGUUGGUGUUUGUGGCACAUACUCAAGAGGUUCACUGAGAAUCUGGGAACUUAUGUAAGGUAUAAAGAUUUUAAGGAGGUUUUACAUAAUGCUAUAUAUGAUAGUUUGACGCCUGAAGAAUUUGAGGAUAGUUGGAGUUCUGCAGUGAAGGAAUUUGGACUCGAAAGCAAUGAUUGGCUUGCAGGAUUGUUUCAAGAGAGGGAAAUGUGGGUACCAGCCUAUAUGAAACAGUUUUUUUGGGCUGGCAUGAAAAUAACUCAACGCGUAGGAAGUAUUAACAGUUACUUUGAUGGGUACUUGCAAAAGCACACCCGAUUGUUUGAGUUUGCAGCACAAUAUUGUGAAGUUAUGGAAUCAAGGGUGAAUGAUGAAAGUGAAGAUGAUGCAAACACCAGUCGCUAUGUAAGGCAAAUUAUUACUGAGUUUCCUGUUGAAGGUGUGUUCCAAAAGUUGUACACAGAUGCAAAGUUCAAGGAAGUCCAAUUAGAGUGCACAAGGGUGUUAUAUAUAAAUGGUGUAGAAAAGAAGGUUGUAUCAGACCAUGUUGUGGAGUACACACUAGAAGAUAGAGUUUGGGUGCUAUGCACAUCCACGAAGAAGGAAUUCCCUACCAAGAAGCGGUGUACUUACAAGGUUGUGUUCAAUCUCGAAUGUAAUAAAGCUUGGUGUGACUGCAAACUCUUUGAAUGCCACGGAAUAAUGUGUAGGCAUCUCAUUAAGGUUUUUGACAUCUAUGAUAUAGCUGAGGUCCCUGAGAUGUACAUUUUGAGGCGAUGGAGAAAGGACAUACAAAGGAGGCAUACUCAAGUAAAAGUUGCUUAUCACAAUCCUUGUAAAACCAAAGAGGUGCAAAGGUAUGAUAGAAUGAUGGCCGCCUUUGAAUCCAUUUGUCUAAAAGCAUCUACAUCUGAGAACAACCUAAAUAUUGCUAUGGAGUUGAUCCAAUUGAUGGACAUCCGUUUAGAUGAGAUCAAUGUCAUGGCAGGAAGGACCCAAAAUGGUGAUUCACUGACCCGAACUCCAUCAUGUGUGGGAAAUAAUAGGUUUUCAAACAUAAAAAAUGCAGCUUCUGGAAGUAAAGGUUUUGAAAAUUGCACCAAACGGAAGGAGGUGUCACCCCCUACUGAACAAGAGAGCUAUACACAGGAUCUUUCAUCAAGUAGUACACAACAUGUCAAAAAUCCAGUAGCUCGGAAGAAAGCUAAUAACUCUUGUGAGGUUUCCGCAAACUUGCAGCCAUCAACUGAUAUGGCUAUGGUAGACCAGCCACUCAUUGGCAAGCUUAUCCCCAAUCUGUUCAUGGAUAAUAGACAGGUGGGUUCAACCUAUAAUACAGUUGGAGGUGAAGCCAACCUAAUCUUCAGGAAUGCUAUGUAGAUUAAAAGGAACUGAGUUGCUUCACAAAGAGUAAAGAACUUUUUGGAAUUAGUCAGGGUUCGAUCCCAUUUUAACCAUUGCUGUGGCAGUGUAUAAUGCGUCUGAUGGUUCUGAUUAGGUUAUGAGGCUUUGGUAAUGUGUAUUUAGGGUUGUAUGUAUGCUUAUGUAAUUAUGUCAGUAGUUGCCGUGAUGCGCCUGGGCGUAUGGUAGUUUUGGUAAUACUUUUUGUCCACAGAACUAGUGAGUUAAUUGAAGCAUAGUACUAUAGGACACUUCUGUGUCAAAAGAAUGGGUGAAAUACCAGCAUAAUUUAAGUGGAUCAAUAGCAAAAUUAGAUGUCAUGUAAUAUCAAGGUGGCCCUGGGAAUGUACAGGAAUUUGGGUGUUACCCCUGUUGCUUUACUAUCAACUGGUGUUUAUGUCAA
Molecule: messenger RNA, 4579 nt
Organism: Chenopodium quinoa (quinoa)
Lineage: Eukaryota; Viridiplantae; Streptophyta; Magnoliopsida; Caryophyllales; Amaranthaceae
Product: protein FAR1-RELATED SEQUENCE 8-like
Exons: 5
Coding region: 1630-4155 (841 amino acids)
Biological process (GO): regulation of DNA-templated transcription
Molecular function (GO): zinc ion binding
Source: RefSeq, a predicted model, not a curated record